Molecule: messenger RNA, 498 nt
Organism: Populus euphratica (Euphrates poplar)
Lineage: Eukaryota; Viridiplantae; Streptophyta; Magnoliopsida; Malpighiales; Salicaceae
Exons: 1
Coding region: 1-498 (165 amino acids)
Source: RefSeq, a predicted model, not a curated record
AUGGCUACCAAUAAGAAGCCUAGCAAAGAGAGCAAACUGAAAAAGAUUCUGAAGGUGCCCCUCAAGAUUUUGACCAGCGCCAGGGACUUCUACAUGAAAGGCAUGACUGAAUACUCAGACCAGGUUUACGUGAUGGGUUACCCUACAGGAAAUCUUAAUAACAUGCCUCGCAGCUACAGUGUCAGCUCCUCAAAAUCAAACCACUUUGAUGAUGACUACAGGGAGCUUUUAAGGGCUGCAUCCACAAGGAGUACUUUAGGACGAAGCAACAACAUGGAUGUUCGUACAAGACAGCAAUAUAUUACUCGUGAUAAAAAAUCUGCAGCUGAAGUAGCAGACAAUAUGUCUAGGAGUCGUAGCGUUGCUAUUGGAAGAAUCGACGAAGAAACGUCAUGCGAUUUUGAUGAAGAUCAGGAUGUCAAGGCUAAGACUGGUCAUGUUUAUCCCAGAAGCAUAAGCUAUGCUGUUUCUAAAAGAACUCCUAAUAGGGCGUUUUAA